Anopheles moucheti is the source of this 1385-nucleotide messenger RNA. Its product is annotated as death-associated protein 1. Gene Ontology annotation, biological process: negative regulation of autophagy; apoptotic signaling pathway; cellular response to amino acid starvation. The record is from RefSeq and is a predicted model, not a curated record. The coding region runs from base 359 to 655 and encodes 98 amino acids. Gene Ontology annotation, molecular function: death domain binding. NCBI's taxonomy places the organism in Eukaryota, Metazoa, Arthropoda, Insecta, Diptera, Culicidae. The transcript is spliced from 3 exons.
GAUAGCUUUUGCGUCUCCGUUUUCGAUUGUCCUUCUUCGUUUUCUACGCAACACGCAUCGUUUUAUUUAUUUUGGUUUCUAUUCCGCGCUUAUGUUUUUUGCCUUCGUGGAACGAGAUACAUCGAAUUGUCAAAAGGCCAUAUCAACGCCAUUGGCACCAUAUUCUAAACUGUAGCUGGAAUUGUGUGGUUCAGUGUUGGCGCAUUUGUGCAAUCGUGUUCAUUUUUUUCGGGCAACAGUAGAUAAGAGAUAAGGUUCGGCUGUAGUGUUGGCCAUCGCUGGUAGGUGCAUUUAGAAACGCAGCAGAUCUAUCUGAAAUCGAACGCGUAGUUAAGCGGAAGGCACACGUAGCAAAACGAUGGCUGAUGAAGACAAAGGAUUGGUCGCUGGACAUCCUCCAGCAGUGAAGGCAGGUGGAAUGCGCAUCGUGCAACAUAAGACUCCGAACAGCGAAAGGCCAGCUAAGGAUCCGGUCGAGGUCAUCGGGCUUUCGAAUCCAUCACCGAACGUAAACACCGGAGAGGUGGCUCAAUCGGCAACAAGUGCGAAGCAUACGGACCAUUCCGUCGAGGCAUCGCAAGUGGCCCAUGCCCAGAAACCUCCGGCACCUGUGCACAGCAAGCCCGUUAAUCAUAUCCAGCAACCUCGGAAGUGAAUUAUGCAUGUUAAUUCAAUAUCAAUGGGUGCGUGAAGAAGAUGAAGAAUAAGCGGAAGUGAGAAAGUAAACGACGAUUGAACAGAGGUUAGGUGUGUGGUACGGCUCGAUCGAAUCAUGCCGCACCACCAAGUGUAUUUUGGAAGUAGUCAUAACUGUGACUAGGGAAAGCAAUACAGCUGCUGAUCGGUGUUGUUUGUAAAGCCGUUCCCUAGUGCUGCUUGAAAUUUAUGCAUGUCAGGUUAAGCAGAUGGCCUUAUCGAUAAUCAAUGUCAGGGCAAAUGUUUUUUUUUCUUUCUUAUUCUCAUUGGUUUACUAAUUAUAGUCUCUUUUUUGGCGUUGCUUAGCGCGCAUUAUAACAUUUUCUCUUUUUUCCAUUUGUGGGACAAAGCCGGCUCAUUCAAUGGGGCAGCUCUUGUCUCGUUUUUCCUAUGGGUUUGGUCAUUAAGUAAUAAAGUCGUGUAACUAUGUACUAACAGAGAAUAACGCCCACGAUGUGCUGCAUAUAUUAGGGCAUAUUAGCUGAAGAAACGAACUUAAAUUAGUGAGAAGUUACAGGGAGUGUUCGGAAAGGAUCGUCAUUUUAUAUAACUUUUUUGUCACUAAUCAUCACUGGUUGCAGAAGAAGAGUUAAUUGUUUAUCAUUUGGCAAUCGCACGGGUGUGCGUUAUAAGGUGCUGCACCGAUGUUCCAACUAUCAAUAAAACUUUAAAAUGUGUACAAUUGUGGA